Mesocricetus auratus (golden hamster) is the source of this 10351-nucleotide messenger RNA. RefSeq names its product AP2 associated kinase 1 (gene Aak1). Bases 373 to 4299 code for a protein of 1308 amino acids. NCBI's taxonomy places the organism in Eukaryota, Metazoa, Chordata, Mammalia, Rodentia, Cricetidae. Gene Ontology annotation, molecular function: ATP binding; protein kinase activity. The transcript has 22 exons. The record is from RefSeq and is a predicted model, not a curated record. Gene Ontology annotation, biological process: protein phosphorylation.
GCGGCCUCAGCGCUGCGCUCGGGGAUCAGCUGGCGGGCGGGCGCCUAAGUGGCCCCGGCUCUGCGGCAGCGCCGCCUCCUCCGCGUCGCAGGCCGGCGGCCGUGGCCAUGUCGCGGGGCUGGUAGCUGGGCUUGGCGCCGAGCCGCCGCUAGUUUAAACUUAAACGAUCGUUCUGCGAGGAGGAGGGGACCCAUCGCGCGAUUGACAGUAUAUUCCUGCAGGCGCCGUCCCUUAGCCCCCACCCCACGGCCGGAUUCCCGUGGCUCUGCUCCGGGCUGAAACCUGAGAAGAAAUCCUUAGAUCUCUUUUCUUUACAACAAAUACGAACCGAGAAACCAUCGGCAUUUUGCCUUGGCGUUUCCUAUUGGAAAGAUGAAGAAGUUUUUCGACUCCAGGCGGGAGCAGGGCAGCUCUGGCCUGGGCUCAGGCUCCAGCGGAGGAGGGGGCAGCAGCUCAGGCCUGGGCAGUGGCUACAUCGGAAGGGUCUUUGGCAUCGGGCGGCAGCAGGUCACCGUGGACGAGGUGCUGGCGGAAGGUGGAUUUGCUCUUGUCUUUCUGGUGAGAACAAGCAAUGGGGUGAAAUGUGCCUUGAAACGUAUGUUUGUCAACAAUGAGCAUGAUCUCCAGGUGUGCAAGAGGGAAAUUCAGAUCAUGAGGGACCUAUCAGGGCACAAGAACAUUGUGGGCUACAUUGAUUCUAGUAUCAACAAUGUAAGCAGUGGCGACGUAUGGGAAGUUCUCAUUCUCAUGGACUUCUGCAGAGGAGGCCAGGUGGUAAACCUGAUGAACCAGCGUCUACAAACAGGCUUUACAGAGAAUGAAGUACUGCAAAUAUUCUGUGACACCUGUGAGGCUGUUGCCCGGCUACAUCAGUGCAAAACUCCUAUUAUCCAUCGGGACCUGAAGGUUGAAAAUAUCCUCUUGCAUGACCGAGGCCACUAUGUCUUGUGUGACUUUGGAAGUGCCACCAACAAAUUCCAGAACCCACAGGCCGAGGGAGUCAAUGCAGUAGAAGAUGAGAUUAAGAAAUACACAACGCUGUCCUAUCGAGCCCCAGAAAUGGUCAACUUGUACAGUGGCAAAAUCAUCACUACAAAGGCAGACAUUUGGGCUCUUGGAUGUUUGUUGUAUAAAUUAUGCUACUUCACUUUGCCAUUUGGGGAGAGCCAGGUGGCAAUUUGUGAUGGAAGCUUCACAAUUCCCGAUAAUUCCCGAUAUUCUCAAGACAUGCACUGCCUUAUUAGGUAUAUGUUGGAACCAGACCCUGACAAAAGGCCAGAUAUUUACCAGGUUUCUUACUUCUCGUUUAAACUGCUCAAGAAAGAAUGCCCAGUUCCAAAUGUACAGAACUCUCCCAUUCCUGCAAAACUUCCUGAACCAGUGAAAGCCAGUGAGGCAGCUGUAAAGAAGACCCAGCCAAAGGCCAGACUGACAGAUCCCAUUCCCACCACAGAGACUUCAAUCGCUCCACGCCAGAGACCUAAGGCUGGGCAGACUCAGCCAAACCCAGGAAUCCUUCCCAUUCAGCCAGCCCUGACUCCUCGUAAGAGGGCCACUGUCCAGCCCCUACCUCAGGCCGCAGGACCCAGCAAUCAGCCUGGCCUUCUAGCCAGUGUUCCCCAAUCUAAAGCCCAACCUGCACCCAGUCAACCUCUUCAACAAUCUCAGCCCAAGCAGCCGCAAGCUCCACCCACCCCACAGCAAACACCUUCUACCCAGCCCCAAGGUCUGCCUCCCCAGGCCCAGGCCACUCCCCAGCACCAGCAGCAGCUCCUCCUCAAGCAGCAGCAGCAGCAGCAACAGCAGCAGCAGCCACAGCAGCAGCAGACAGCACCACAGCAGCCAGCAGGCACCUUUUACCAGCAGCAGCAGCAGGCACAGACACAGCCGUUUCAGGCAGGACAUCCAACAGCCCAGCAACCAGUUCCUGCUCAGUUCCCUGUGGUGUCCCAGGGAGGCUCUCAGCAGCAGCUGAUACAGAACUUCUACCAGCAGCAGCAGCAACAGCAGCUGAUGACUCAGCAGGCUGCCCUGCAGCAGAAGACUGCUGUGGUAGUACCACAGCCUCAGGCACAGUCAGCCACUGCCGCACAGCCAGCUGCUGCCCAGGAACCUGCGCAGAUUCAAGCUCCAGCAAGACAACAGCCAAAGGUUCAGACAACUCCACCUCCAACCAUCCAGGGUCAGAAAGUUGGAUCUCUCACUCCUCCAUCAUCCCCCAAAACCCAACGUGCUGGGCACAGGAGGAUUCUCAGCGAUGUAACACACAGUGCAGUCUUUGGGGUUCCUGCCAGCAAAUCAACCCAGCUGCUCCAGGCUGCUGCAGCUGAGGCCAGUCUUAAUAAAUCUAAUUUCUUGUCCCUCACCCUUGGGGGAAACUUUCCCAGGUCUGCAACCACCACUCCCUCAGGCUCUCCACGGACCUCACAGCAGAAUGUCUCCAGUGCUUCAGAAGGUUCAACAUGGAACCCUUUUGAUGAUGACAACUUCUCCAAACUCACAGCUGAAGAGUUGCUGAACAAGGACUUUGCCAAGCUUGGGGAAGGAAAGCUUCCUGAGAAGCUUGGUGGCUCCGCAGAGAGUUUGAUCCCAGGCUUCCAGUCAACGCAAGGAGAUGCUUUUGCCACGUCCUCAUUUUCUGCUGGAACUGCUGAAAAAAGGAAGGGUGGGCAGGCUGUGGACUCUGGCAUCCCACUUCUAAGUGUGUCUGAUCCUUUCAUUCCUCUUCAAGUACCUGAUGCUCCAGAAAAACUAAUCGAGGGACUCAAAUCUCCUGAUACUUCUCUUCUGCUCCCUGACCUCUUGCCUAUGACAGAUCCUUUCGGCAGCACCUCUGAUGCUGUGAUUGAAAAGGCUGAUGUUGCUGUUGAGAGUCUCAUACCUGGACUGGAGCCGCCUGUUGCUCAGCGCCUCCCAUCUCAGACGGAGUCUGUGACCUCAAACCGCACAGACUCUCUCACUGGGGACGACUCCCUGCUUGACUGCUCUCUGCUCUCUAACCCCACUGCUGACCUUCUGGAAGAGUUCGCUCCCAUAGCACUCUCUGCUCCCACUCACAAAGCUGCAGAAGAUAGUAAUCUCAUCUCAGGUUUCGGUGUCGCUGAGGGCUCGGAAAAGGUGGCAGAAGAUGAGUUUGACCCUAUUCCUGUACUGAUAACCAAAAACACACAAGGUCUCCAGAGAGAGCCCAGUCCUUGUCCUGUAAUUACUGUAGAGCACUUUAAAGAACCCGUGGGUGUCAAAGGCCUCGCCCUCUAUCCAGAUCCCUGCAGAGUUCCUGGAACAAAGACCCAGAACACCUUAGAAUCUGACUCCCUGGCCCGAGAAGGCCCUUCCAGCAAUAGCUCCUUCCACAGCAGUGAGGAGGAGGGCACCGACCUGGAGGGGGACAUGUUGGACUGCAGCGGGUCUCGGCCUCUCCUUCUGGAGUCUGAAGAGGAGGAUGAGAGCUGCAGGCCUCCCCAGGAGAAGCUGCGAGAAGCCACUCUGUUCUCUGAACCUGGGGUGUCUGCUAAGCCAGAAAAGGGGGGACAAGGCGGGGAAAAGAGCCAGUUCUUGCCAAUCAGCCAGCAGGCCUCAGAUGGCCUCGGGGAGCCUGAUGUCUUUGCCACAGCCCCCUUCAGGAGCUCGCUGGUUCCAGCAGAUGACGUGGACAUUUUCUCCAAAGCCCCUUUUGUAUCCAAGGGCAGUGUAGCUCCUUCCCAGACAGAGGAGGUGGACGUGUUCUCCAGAGCUCCUUUUACCAAGAAGAGGAGUGUGGAGGAGUUACUGGCGGUGCAGGGCUCCUCACAGGAUUUGCCAGUGCAGGCUGGCCUCAGUCAGCCUGGUGAAGGGCCCCUGCUUCCAGGCCGUGAUAGAGCCAUGUACACGCCUGCCCAGACACAGUAUCCUGUGGCUGCCUUUGUGCAGCAGGCCGGUCUCCCCUCCCACUCUGUCCAGGUGGCAGACCAUUUUGACAGCAGCUCUCCCAGAGGUUCUCCCAUGGAAUCUGGGAGUCAUCCUAGUGACAGAAACAGAGGCCUGCAGCCCCAGAAAGAAGCCUUUUCCGGGCCAGUAGCUGGCAAGCCAUUCCGCCCCCAGGCUUUAUCCAAAUAUUCCCGACACUAUAGUCCAGAUGAUGAGUCAAGUCCAGAAGCCCAGCCCAUCGCUGCCUACAAGAUUGUUUCGCAAAGCAAUAAGCAGUUGCUGGCUGGCUCUGUAUCUGUCUCGUCUCUGUCCUCCAGGACUACAGAGCUGCCCGCUGCUGAUCCUUUUGCUUUAGCACCCUUUCCUUCAAAAGCAGGCAAACAGAAACCCUAGGAGCAGAGGCCAGCCUGAGGUCUGCCUCCACCACCCCACCAGCACCCAUCACACCACUCCUGGCAGGCCUUCCAGGGAGUAUCCACUGUGACCUUGUAGUUCACUGCCUCAGAGCAGAACCACUUCAAGGCAACUAGCAAGGUUGCUCUUUAUGUUACACUUCCUUUUUUUUUUUUUUUUUUUUUGUUAAUACUCUUUUCUGGACUUAUAGGUAUUUCUGGUCCUUUAUACAGGCCUUCCACCUGCACUCAGAACUCUGGUUCUUUCCUGCCCAGAAACCUUUUUAAUCAAGGAAUAUGUUACCCACAGUUACCAUGGGUUGUAUUACACCACGACUUUGAAUUCCCUCCAGGACUCGACAAUACUCUUGGAACAGAGAGAUUUCUAGAAAAAAAAAAAGCAAUAUAAACCUACUGCACAUCUGAAGAAGUUAAUCCUUCGGCCGCUCAUCAUUCAUUCCUGUGGAGUCAGCAGCUCUCAAAGGAUUCUGGGAUCUCUCACUGAUUCCUUAUGAGCCCAGCUGACCCUUGUGCACAAGUGUCUGGGUGCAUGAUGUGGCUCAGAUUCUCUGUCUUGUAAAAGAGCACACAGGUGGGAAAAGCUUAGUCUGCCUUCCCAUGGUCCACUUUUUAGACUAGUAAGGAUACAUGCGUAUGCGUGCAUACAAGAAACCUUUUCCUUUGAGUGAAACCACCAUGCCUACCUCCAUUAUCAAAUCAUUUUCUUGUGUUUGCCUGUUGACCUGACUUGAACCUUGGCUUUAUUUGGAUGUUUUCCUCAUGGUAAAAUUGAAUUUGUUGGACCAUAUGGAGCAAUCCUGUUGGAACUGAGGUUUCAGGGUGGAUUUUUAAAAUUCCAUUUACUUGGUUUUGAAAACUCACAUUUUCAAAACUGGACAUAGUAGCUCAUACUUGUAGCUCUUGGGAAACUGAGACAGGAGGAUUGCCACACGUUAGAGGCUAGCCUGGACUUAAUACUGAAUUCCAAGCCACCAUAUCCCAACACUCUUUCCUCCCAUCCAAAAAAGUCACCGGCCCUUCUGUUUUCCCCUGGCAACAGGGGAAGAAUGUCUUUAGUGUCUUUAGCACUCCAGUCACUGGGAAUCCUUCCUGGGUACCAUUAUUAUGAAAUUCAUUAAUCGGGAACCUAAGCUACAAGCCAGGUUUGCCUGCUGUCCCCUGCACCCUCCCCCCUCUUCCCAUACAAGUCUGUUGCCUCUUGAGUGGGUACAAACCUGAUAACUAGAAGUAAGUUGCAAAUGAAAAAGAACUGGUCAGCUGUCCUUACGUAUCUGUUAGUUGUCUCAGAUGUUAAAGUAGAAUAGACAGGUGACUGGUUGUGUUUUCAGAAGUGUGUUUUUAUUUCUGGAAAGCUCUGACUCAUUCCUAGUGUUCUCAUACCCUUCAUUUUUAGUGCCUUAAAAGAAAACCCAUGACUCUACGGGGAGGUUUCUGCUGAGGAAGUUGAGUUUAAUGGGAAGAGUCUGCACCAAACUCUGUGCACUCUUACAGCUUCUAGCACACAGUUCCUCCACGUGCUUGGAAAAGUUGAGAGAGUUGUGCACCAGACUAGAUUAGUGAUAUAAAAAUUACUAGAAGCCAGGCAUGGUAGCACACUCCUGUAAGCAGGGCACUUAGGAGGUGCAGGAAGAAGGGGUUCAAGGCCAGCCUAGACUCCACGAGACACUGUCCCAAAAAAAUAAAAGAAUUACUUAAAAUUCAUCCAGUGAUGAAGCCUAAAUGCCAGGCUGCACUUGCACUCAAUUAGUUGUGAUGUCCUAAGUUUGAAAGUCAGGAUUUUGGUGUACAACUCAGUAGAAAAAUACAUGCUUUGUAUGCACCAUGCCCUGGGUUCUGUCCUCGGCACACACAAAAAAUGAUAAAACCCAGGACUCUUGACAGUAACAUAAGAAUGGUUACUUUUUGCCUGCUGUGACAAGCAUCUUAAUCCCAGAACAUGUAAGGCAGAAACAAGUGGAUUCGUAUGAGUUUGAGGCCAGCCUUGUGUACAUAGCAAGUUCCAGGACAGUCAGUGAGUGAAAGCCUGUCUUAGAAGGGAAAAAGGAACCUAUUUUCAGUACUUUUCUUUUUGGUAUUCUCCACCUGUUUAAAUAACAGACAUAUGUCAGUGCCACCUCCCCCAGCAGUGGUUGCCUGGUGAGGGCCCCUCCCCACCAGAAACCUGACUUUCACUUCAGUAAAGGCUAACUAUUCUCUCUAGGAAUUUGAUUUCUCACAGUUAUUAUUUUUGAAUUCUUUUAUACUAGUGGAUACAAACUGGUCUUUCUGUUAAAUGAGUAGUUUGGAACUUCGCAACCAAACUUCCCAUGCUUGUUGUCAGGUGAAGUCCUCCAAGUCAUGCAGAAAGGAUGGGAAUGUUCAGAGUCCUCCCUUGAGGUCACAAGCUCUUGCCAGAUUGCCGCAUAUACCUGUAGUCCCAGCUUCUUAGAAGGCUGGGCAGAAGGACAGCUUGAGCCCAGGAUCUCAAGGCCAGCUUUGGCAACAUACAAGAACCUAUCUCCUGAAUAGAAAUUUGAGAAUGCAAGGUCAACAUCAGCUAUGUAACAGCGCUGCAAAAUGCUCUAACUUUGAUCACUGUAUCACUCCAUCUAAUCAAACAGUCAUUUUAAUUCACAAGGUUCAAAUGAGGAUAAAAUCGUGGACUCGUUAUUUUAUAUAGUUGAAUCAUUUGGGCUUUAGGGCCUUUUUUUAAUCUACUGAGUGGAAAGUCUACCUACCAUCUUUGAAUAGGAAUGAAUGUGGCCACAUGCAGAUUUUUUUUAACGUAGCAGUUUGUGAAGGAAAUCUGACAAGAGACUAGCCGACAGAUGAGCUCUGAAGGAGGUGCUGUGGAAGAGUGUGGGUGACAGGAUCAGUGGGUGAUUUAAGAUCCGGGGUCCUGGUUGGAUGCCAUCCUGCGUGGACAUACGGAAAAGUUGUUUUAUGGGGAAUUAAGAGUGCUGAAAGUCUAUGAAUCAAAUGCAGGUUCCCAGUGACCAUACUCUAAUAGCUUAAUAAUAAGGAAGAGGGAGCAUUGUCAACAAAGUGCUGUGCUUUGUUUUCAUUUCUGCUAUGUGUUAGUCGCUUUGUAUAUUUCAUAGGAAACACAGGAAACUGAACUUUUGACUCUGUAGAAAGAGGUAAGUUGGAAUAUCCUUAGACAAAGCCUUAAGCCUAUCAUGUACUAAUGAACUCCUAAGUGAUGUGCUAGGCUGGGGGCGUAGCUCAGAGAGGGAACUUGGCAUAAGUGAGGCCUGAGUUCUUCCAUGUUAGCUGACUAAUGAGCACUGUUAACAGAAUUAACUUCUGUGUGAUGGAAAACGUCUCACCAAUUUCUUAGGCUUACAAUGCAGCUCUUUAGCACCAAAACAAAUGAAAUAAAAUAAUGAAAUGAAUAUCUGUGGCAGGAACACCUAAGAACCCAAUACUUGGGAGGCUGAGGCAAAAGCAUUAUGAGUUCAAGACCAGCCUGGGCAGCUUAGCAAGCUCUUAAUAUUGAAAUUUCAAGAAGGUUGGUUUUGUAUUUAGGUGGUAGAAUGCUUACCUAGCAUAUGCAACCACUGGAUUUAAUUAACUCUGGUACUGGGAGACAGAUGGUUCCAUCACGAGCAAUGUAGUCAAGAAAGUGAACAGAAGUUGGUGCUGAAAUGCAGAUUUUAGUUCAUACAGGCUGUCUUGGUUCACUUGUGGGAUUGAAGGCCUAGGUACCGUUGCAUGUCCCAGCGUGUGUGUGUGUGUGUGUGUGUGUGUGUGUGUGUGUGUGUGUGUGCGCGCGUGAUACACACACACAGAGUCUCCUACUCACUAACCCAUGUUGUGUCUCCGUUUCAUGUGGCAACUGAGAUCUUCUAGACGUUCAAACAAUGCUGUCUUACUGACCUGUUGUGUAUUUCUUCCAUGUUGGACCAUGUGCUUGUCAGUGUUGUCGGCUUCUCUUCACUGGUGCAUAAAGUAUUAGGGUGGUCUGAUGAUAAGAAUUGCUCUGUAAAUGAAAAUAAUCAAAACAUGUAUCAAAUUGUAUGAUAUGUAUACCUUACUUAAAUAGGAAACUUAAGUGGAAAGCUCUCCAGCAGGAACAAGGCAACUUCUGUGGAGGCCAUUUGGGUCCCUCAAAUGUAAAAAGAUGUUGCUCCCUGCUGUGUCUUUGGAUUUCAAACUUGAGAACACAUCCCAGUGAAGUUCAAAACAGCUGCUGGUCAUGGUAUUUUUAUCAGAGGCAAACAAACUUUGAUGAGAGGUAGUUUGCAGGGGUGCAGUGGUAGAAGGCAGGAGCAUCUUGCCACUUUCCGAGGCCACCCUGCUUCCUAGUCCUGUGGUGCUUGCCUAAGAGAGUAAACUGGAUUGUCAGUGAAAUUAUGUCUUUGUCAAUCAAUCUUCGUUUUGUUGUAACCACCAGAACAUUUGAAAACUUAAUAAAAAUUUCACAAAAGGUUUCAAAAUGUUUAAAAAUAAAAUGUAGUGUCUAGUUGUAAAUUGUUUUUGUUUUGUCCCCAGAGGUCUUUGUGACCCCUCCCUCAUUCCUGCUCCCCCUUAAUUUCCUCCCUCAACAUUCUCCUGUUUUGUCCACACCAAUAAGUGGGUAGUGAACUGUCGUACUAAAUUGUUUCCCUUGCUACUGUAAAAUUUCAUUUUAGGAUUCAGGCCAGCCUUGACAAUCUAACAAUUCCCCUAGAAUAAAGGACAGAAGAGGGUGGGCAGGACCCAGCUUUCCUCUUUGGGGGUGUAACCCAGAGGGCACUCUCCACCCUGAUCCCUACAUGGCUCUAGAAUGAGUAUAUAUGUUUGAGGACUCUAGAACAGCAAAAAUAGCUAAGUGCUGGCCAGGGAGGCCCUUCCUGUAAUGAAGCAAGAGGUUCUCUGGAAGUUCAGGGCCUGCUUGGGCUACAUAACAAGACCUUGUCUCCACACACGCACGCAUGCACACACACACACACACACACACGCCCACGCACACACACAAAAUGCUAAAUAUUAGCUACAUAACAAGAUCUUGUCUCCACACACACGCACACACACACGCGCACACACAAAAUGCUAAAUAUUAGCUACAUAUGGCUUAGGCCAAAGUUUCUGUAACUUGUAAUUCCAUGCGUUUUGUCAGCUGUAUUUCAGCAACCUCUAACUUAGGAAAGUGUUACACAGUUGUGAGUACAUUGUAAACAUUACCUGUGCUGCCUUGUGGUAAGAAGAACCAAGGAGAUCAGAUUCCCUUGGCAAGGAAUUUCAGAACGGAGUUUUCAACAGCCGUAAGGAUAGGUCAGGGUUGGCUGUGUGAGGACCCACAUACUGUCUCUAGUACCUUCACGCUGAGGUAAUGGGAGACAGUAAAAUCUUUCCCUUCAGAAAUCAUGAGCCUGCUGUGUUCUGCAAGUCUACCAAAGAUUCUUGUGUGAAGAGUGUUAGCGUCCGUGUGCGUGUACAUGCAUCCCCCUGCUUCCUUGUGUUAACUCUAGCCCUUCCGGUUAGUCACAUAAAGAGGCCUGGGAGGGGCCACAGGCAGCUGGCACCAGUAACUCACUCCCCUUUGCCCAAACCUCUGAAUUUAGCAUCAGAGUUGCUUGCAUCUGUGGUGAGGGACUUGACUAGCCAUUGCUUCUGCCGCCUUCCCACGUAAGCGCCUUCCUGUGGGUGGCACUGGGAGGACAGUGGUGACUGGCACCACAGGGCCUGAAGAUACUGUUUUGAGUGGAGCAUUUGAUGUCAUUUUUUAGGGAACAGAAACCAAAUAACAGAGGCCAAGGACCAUGCAUAUUUCCAGGAGGGAAGGUGAGCACCCUCUGCUGGCAGUGUUUGGAGUUGACUGAGUGAGGAUCUGUGCACAGCCUGGGAGGAGUGCUGAGGUCAGCAGGCCUCGGGACUCCUUAACAUGCAAACAAUCUUGGGGAAGCCAGAAGGUCACUCCUACCAGUUUUGCGAUACCUUUCAUUGCAGGCUGUUGGAUUUAUGUUGUUGAUUCUGGAUGUGAUCUAUCUUAAGUAUCUGAUAGUUUUUAUGGAUAAUUGUUUGGGUUGUAAACUCCUAUACUCUUUAUUAAAAUGAACCUAAUUAAGUGA